Messenger RNA from Ilyonectria robusta, 3578 nucleotides. RefSeq lists its product as uncharacterized. Lineage: Eukaryota; Fungi; Ascomycota; Sordariomycetes; Hypocreales; Nectriaceae. The record is from RefSeq and is a predicted model, not a curated record. The transcript is spliced from 6 exons. The coding region runs from base 105 to 3578 and encodes 1157 amino acids.
GUCAUAUUCAGCAGUAUCACUUCUCACUGCGGGAUUUAUUGGCACUCUUCUGAGACUACCGAGCAACGUCUGAAUCACUGGCGGCACUGUGCCGCAUCGCAGAUAUGCGGGAGGCUAUACCUGCAACAGGGUUGUCAGUCGUCUAUGAGCCAGAAACGAGCGCUCCGCUUGUAGAUAUCGUUUUAGUUCAUGGUCUGAAAGGACACCCAUAUAAGACAUGGACAUCGUCUAAACUUGCACCCGUGCCUCCGAAGUGCCACGGUGAGCCUGCGGAGAGCUGCCAGAAGUCCGCUAGAGGCAAGAAAAGUGGACUGCCUCAACCGAUAUCCUGGUUCAAAAACAAGUCAUCAGCCAUGGAUGAAGAGAACGAAGGGUCUGUAAGAGCCCUCUCUAGCAAAGCUCCUUCAAGCAUAUCAGAUGGAGUCAACCAUACACUCUUUUGGCCUGCCGACCUGCUUCCCAAGGAAUGUCCUAAGGCACGGAUCCUAUGUCACGGCUACGAUACCAAGAUCACCAAGUACAUGUCUGGUGCGACAAACAAGAGCAGUGUUUUCUCCCAUAUCAAGGACUUCUUAUUCGCUUUUGGCAGAGAAAGGGUUCUUAACCGUCCCCUGAUAUUGCUUGCUCACAGUCUUGGAGGAAUAGUUGUUAAAGAGAUGCUUGCAAGAUCAUCGGCAUCAACGGACACGGACUUAAAAGAUGUUGUUGAAUCAACAUCAGCAGUAAUAUUCCUAGGAACUCCUCAUCGGGGCAGUCCUGAGCUUUCAUCGCUUGGCGAAUGGGCCCGCUCUAUCCUCAGUGCUCUCCGGAUGGACACAACCUCAGCGAUCCUUGAUACUCUGGGACUGAAAACAACCGACUUAGAGCGUGCACAGGAAGCGUUCUCGGGAAUCUGGCAGACAUACGACUUUCGAGUCAAGACAUUCCAGGAAGGCCUGGGGUUGACGGAGGUGAAUCUCGGCAUCUUGGGGAACAAGGUCGUCCCGGAUAUCUCCUCACUAAUAGGAGAUGAAAGAGAGCGCGCCGAGACCCUCCAGGCUAACCAUCUGGAAAUGUGUCGAUUUAGUGGCUCCGAUGAUCCAAAUUAUCUCAAGGUUGUUGGGGAACUUCGCUCCAUGUACCUAUCGAUUACAUGUGAUUGGCUUUUCCGCCAUGAGACAUACGGGAAGUGGUUGUGCCCUGAUUACCUUGGGGAGCACGUAGGCUUGCUCUUGCUGAAAGGAAAACCAGGAGCUGGCAAAUCAAUCCUCAUGAAAGAAGCCGUCAGUCGAAGCUCAAGGGAUGAGGAGAGGUCCAAAUAUCAUGUUGCGUCUUAUUUCUUUGAUGCCAAAGGAAAUCAACUACAAAGAGGAAUUCUGAGAAGCAUUGCCGAUUUGCAUUAUGAAGAGAAGAAUAGUGUCUGGGACCAGCCGGAAGGCCAUGGACUGCACCAAGCGGACCUCGAGCCUUUUCUUAGAACCAUGUUCUCUCGGAAGUUGGGUAAGAGAGUGCUCAUCUUCAUUGACGCUGCUGAUGAGUGCGACAACCCAUGGCCCCUAGUAUUCUUUUGGCGAACUUUGACAGACUUGUAUUCAGUUACUGGUCAGCUGAGUGUGUGCAUCUCCCUACGGCAUUAUCCCGCAAUCACCGUUGUCAACGUCUCGGAAAUCAUAGUAGAGCACCACAAUCGAGGUGAUAUAUCACGAUAUGUAGAUCAUAGGUUUCGGAUUGGGCCUGCAGAAACCGAGUCUGCGGGCCAAUGGAACUUGUUGAGAACGACGAUCCUUGAAAAGUCCGCGGGUGUUUUCCUGUGGGUAGUUUUGGUGACGGAUGGAGUCUUGAAGAAGUGGGAUGAAGGAAAAGGCACCAAGUAUCUUCUCGGGUACCUCGACACUGUUCCGAAGGAGCUGGAGAAUUUAUUUGCCAACCUGGUUCAAUCGCUCGUCGUGGAAGAUAGGCAACUGACCACUCGCCUCUUUCAAUGGGCCAUCCUAUCAACCCGGCCUCUUCGUUUACACGAAUGGCAUCAUAUUUUAGCAUUCAUCAGCUCUUCAAAGCCACCUUCUUCACUCGAAGAGUGGAGCAAUUCCUCAAAUUUCACCGAAACCGACGGACAAUUGGAACGAACAAGCAAAAACAUUUCGGGAGGUCUAUUGGAGGUUGGCCCGAGGCGCCUCGAAGAGCCAUGGGGUAAUGAUGAGGAGAUACUCUCCAUGAUCGCUGGAGCAGGGUCUUUGGACUCCGAGAACGGAGGACCUCGUAUCGUUCAAGUGAUACACAAGUCGGUGCGCGAGUUCUUCUUGAAAAACAACGGAUUCGGUUUCUUGGACCCCAGCCUUGUGACGAAUCCCAUCGGCAAGGGUCACAUCUCGCUGAUGGAUACCCUCUUGGAUUAUAUAUCAAUCACCGAGCUGGACAUGCUAAUACGAGCUCGAGGUCCAAGGAAAGACGAUGGUUCUUCCCAUGCAGCACAAUCGAAAGUAUCAGAUAUGCCUGACCCUGAUACUCGCCCCCAACCAGCUGACCCUGGGCAAGUCCGUCGCGCCGCCAAGCCAUUUGUUGACCUUGCCGCAAAGGAACCUACUGUGAUCGACCUCCAGAGUUCACGUCCUUCGAGCAAACAUGAGCAGAUUCUCAAACAUCUCAACUCUCUCACUUCUCCGGCCCCCAGAAAGUUCUCCCUCGUGCACUUGGACAAGGAUAAUGUACACGCGGACGCCAUUGAAGAUGUUGACGGCAACUCAUCAGAUCGAGACGACCCGACUAAAGGAAGCGAAAGAGGCAGCCUAGAUAGGAUGUCAUUCCAGAGAUUCUGUGAGCUUCACCGUCAAUGGUUUACUACUUCAACGCUUGAACAGAACGACCACAAGCCAAGUUUGGGUACUGAAGCAUCUCGAUCCACUUCGGCCGUCCCUCGAACCCACAAUUGUCCCGACAGUGGUUCUUCAAAAGGCGCAGUUAACGAUAUAAGCCAGAAUCUCGACACACAGUUGAGGCAGACGAGCUCUCGCUCUUAUCGCAUGGAGUAUGUGGAUGCUUCCCGAGAUUCGCCUCACGGCUCCCCUGUUGUAUUGCCGGGGAGAAAAACAGACGCCCGGAGCAGAAAAUCACGACGAGCACUACAAGAACAGAAAAACGCUACGGCUUUCAAGCAACUAAAAUACUCUCCCGUACCUACUGCUGAUGCUAUUGUGAAUCAGUGGAUAGCUCAGGGAAAGCCAUUCUCCAUGCACGUCUUCUCGACUCCCACCAGGUUCACGUCGUUCUAUGCUACUGGAAGAUCAUUUUGCCCUCUUGCCUUACGCCACAUUAUCCUUUUCGCCCAUGCUCAAAUAGCAAAGGCCGCAAGGGCAGAUCUUGCUCCUAUAUUUAAUCGGUUCCAAGCAAAAGAUAUAUGGAGUCGAUGGGUGGCGCUUAGGGAAGAUUUGCCGCAAUCAAUCAGCUUUCCGACAUAUCUUUCGGUCUAUGAGGGUAUUAAUUGGACUGGCGAAUCAGUCCUCAGUGAUGAUGAGGAUUGUGAGAACCGUGGCCCUAUCGUGGAGAAUCGACGGAGUUCGUUCAGUGUUGCAAGUUUCAGCUCUGCGGGCAGUUUCAAAUAA